AUGACUACGACGCAACGAGGGCUCUGCCCUGCUCCCUUCUAUCAAGAAGACAUCUUUCCUGCCAACGGUGGAUUUGUCUCCGGCCGCUUCUGCCAAACGUCCUCUACUCCAAUAGGCAACAUCUCAUGCUGUCUGCCUUGUCCUGCUUACGACUGGACGUACUCAGAUGGAUUCAUCCAACGAACCGAAGCCGCCAACUGGUUGAACGUGGCAGCAAUGGUGGCAACCAUGUUUUGCCUUCUGUCAUUUUUUAUUCUCCCUGUGAAAUGGACACAUCGGCACUAUCUGAGCAUAUGUCUGGCACUUGGAGUGGGUUUUAUGGAGCUUGCAUUCAUCGUGCCUCUGGGAUCAAAGCCUGAGCAGUGCUUCAAUGCCAUCACGCCAAACGAUAUGCGAUCAAGUACCUCGUGCGCCUUUAGUGGAGCCUUUCUCCUGUUCGGAGGCUGGGCUGCGGUCAUGUGGGUUUUCUGGAGAGCUCUUUCGCUACAUCUGCAGAUAUGCUGGGAAGUCGUACCCGGGAAUACCUUUUUCUAUUCUGCCCUUGCUUUUGGCUGGGGUAUUCCAGCAAUAGCUCUGGCUCUAGCCCUGAGCCUGACAGGAGUGUCUUAUCGCUUUGGAACUGUCUGCCACAUCAACCACACCAACGGCCUACAAGUGUUCUGGGGUCCAUUGCUUGCCUUUGCAGCGGCAUCUCUCAUCAUCCAAGGCAUUACCUUCGGCUAUUGCAUCCAAGUCUACGUGAAGUCUUUGCUUGACGAUGAUCCAACAACAGACGUUAGUUCCGGGCUUCCUUCCUAUUCAGGGAGUGUUCGAACGAGGACUGCCCGACAGGCAGUCAGAAGGGUGCAGAAGGUCAUCCAGUUACAAUGGAGAGGCGUGGCGGUUGUCCUGAUCAUCAUUGCUGAAGUCAUCUUCUUCGCAGUGGUCUUUGUGUCGAUGGACAACAACAUGAUAUCCACUGAAGCUGAUGCAGACAAGGCCCGCCCGUGGCUGAGGUGUCUGAGAGAAUCAGGAGGCAGGAAGGCUGAAUGUGUACAUCUCGCCCGUGAACUCGUAGUCAAGGAAUCCACUAUCCUAGCCGUCUUGGUGUGUCUUGCACUGAGUGGCUUCUGGGUGGUCCUCCUCCUCGGCCGCUGGUCGAUGGUGUUGGGCUGGAUUGACCUUUUCAAGCGACGCUUUAGUCGCCAACAUGAAUUUGUUUCCGCUGAUGCUCGGCGACUCUCGAAUGAUCCCCGAACUUACGAAAUGCUCAAUUCCGUAACGUCUCCACAGACGGCUGUGAAAACGCCCGAGCGCGCUGCAAUGAGUCCGAACUCACUUUCUGUGACCCAGAGGUCGCCGGGCGUCGAUCAAAAGAUAGAUUACUUUGGACGAGAGGCGAGAUAUCAAAGUCCAGCCACAAGCUUCUCCUCACCCAGGCCACCAAGUGCCGGUGGAUGGCCCCGGGAUCGCCCAGCAACAUUCUCCUCGCUAGGAUCUCCAAAGGAGAUGAAGGAAUAA
Messenger RNA from Endocarpon pusillum Z07020, 1500 nucleotides. RefSeq lists its product as uncharacterized. NCBI's taxonomy places the organism in Eukaryota, Fungi, Ascomycota, Eurotiomycetes, Verrucariales, Verrucariaceae. Gene Ontology annotation, cellular component: membrane. The record is from RefSeq and is a predicted model, not a curated record. The transcript is spliced from 5 exons. The coding region runs from base 1 to 1500 and encodes 499 amino acids. Gene Ontology annotation, molecular function: G protein-coupled receptor activity. Gene Ontology annotation, biological process: cell surface receptor signaling pathway; G protein-coupled receptor signaling pathway.